Saccostrea echinata is the source of this 702-nucleotide messenger RNA. RefSeq lists its product as uncharacterized. The record is from RefSeq and is a predicted model, not a curated record. Bases 76 to 606 code for a protein of 176 amino acids. The transcript has 3 exons. NCBI's taxonomy places the organism in Eukaryota, Metazoa, Mollusca, Bivalvia, Ostreida, Ostreidae.
GUUGGAUUCUACGGAAAAGAUUGUACUAUAGAGUGUCCGACUGGGUUUUAUGGGAAAUUGUGCAAACAAAAAUGUAUGUGUACAGAAACAGAAACCUGCAAUCUGUUUGUGGGAUGUGUGGACAUUAAUAUAAAAUGCAACAACGAGACAAACCCUAUACAGGAAUGUGAUUUACUUGUCCAUGCAGCCAUGGGAUUUGUUGUUCUGCAGAUUUUUACCUUAAUUUUCAUUUCACUUUUAUGUUUAUACAGAUAUCGAAGACUCAGCAAGUAUGAGAUCCAAAAUAUUAUGGACAAGUCGACAGAUUCACCUAAUCAGUUUCAGGAAUUGCAAUUGAUUCGUUCUGAAGAACUUGAAGAAAAUAUAGAUUUUCUUCCAGAAAGUAUGAAAGAGAACACUAAUCAUAAGGUACACGGAAAACAAACACAUGACUACAGUCGGGUGUACUUUCCUAAAUUCAAAAUCGUUGAUACACCAGCCGACGAAUACAGCAAAACUAUUAUAAGCAGACAACAGGUUGAUGAACAUAAAAGGAAAAUUGUAUAUUCUAAAGAUCAAGACAAAGUCAAUAUGCAAAGUACGAUUUUCUUCUACAGAACAACCUAAUUUAAGAGAACCAAGACCUUAUAGUCUUGCAAGAAUGACUUGGAAUCUCUAAGGUUGAUUUUAAUCUUUAAAUAAUUGUUGAGUUAUAAUAAAAUA